Molecule: messenger RNA, 1694 nt
Organism: Hydra vulgaris (swiftwater hydra)
Lineage: Eukaryota; Metazoa; Cnidaria; Hydrozoa; Anthoathecata; Hydridae
Product: sequestosome-1
Biological process (GO): endosome organization; aggrephagy; mitophagy
Cellular component (GO): amphisome; aggresome
Molecular function (GO): K63-linked polyubiquitin modification-dependent protein binding; protein kinase C binding; zinc ion binding
Source: RefSeq, a predicted model, not a curated record
UGCAAGUCAUCGCGAUUAUGUUAAUUUACCAGAAAAAAGAAAAAAAGUGAAUCGAUUAAAUAAAAAAAAAAGCAAAGUAAUCAUGACUAAGGGUUUACAUAGUUAUAUAAAAGGCUCUUAUAAAAUGAAGCAAAAUACAACAACUAAGUUAGAUUCAACUUUGUCUGCUGGAGAAUAAGUUUAAAGAUGUCUUUAUUUGAAAAAGAAGUACACGUGAAAGUUUAUUAUGUCGAGAAUCAACAUAAUAAUGAAAUUCGAAAGUUUUCAGUAGAAAAUCGAAUGGCUGCUAAUUACAAAUACAUUUUGGAUAAGAUCCGCCAAGUAUUUACAAAUUUGUAUGAAAAAGAUCUUGAUUUGUUUUAUAAAGAUGAAGAAAAUGAUUUCAUUUCAAUCUCCUCUGAUAUUGAAUUCCAGCAAGCCUUUGAGAGCAUCAACAAUGGUUGCCUUAAGCUCUAUGUAAAAAAGAAAUUGACAAAGCCAGCUCAAUCAAAUAAAGAACAUAUUGGAGUUAGUUGUGAUGGAUGUAAUUCUAAGAUAUAUGGAAAUCGCUUCAAAUGCACUCAAUGUUUUGACUUUGAUUUGUGCUCAUUAUGCUACAAAAAAGGAGAGCACCCAUCAGACCAUGAAAUGCUGGUUAUCAAAGAACCUCGAUCUUCUAAGCAUAUGUAUUACAGUCAGCUUCCGUUUUCACAUUGCUGGGAAAGAUAUGCGCAUAUGAACACGAACAAUUCUUGUUCUAAUAAAAAUGCAAGCAAUAAUGAAGAAAAUAAACCUACUGCAUCUGAUCAAAAGUUUGAUAGUUUUCAAUUUGAAAAAAUGAAUAAUUUCAAAGAAAUAAUCAAAAUAUUUGAAUCAAUGCUGGGUAUUAACAAUGACUUCUUUAUGAAAAGUUGUCAAGAAAAGUCUGAUAAAGUUGAGAAUAAAGAAGAUUUUAGUAAAAAGUUAGAUAGUUUAACAAAAGUUAUAAAUGAGAGGUUUGGGGUACCUGCUGAACAAAUGCAUACUUUGGUUGAUUGUUUUAUAAAACAGUGCAAUCUUAAAAGCAAUGAAAGAAAUAGUGAUAAAGAUAUAAAUAGUUCAAACAAUGAAGUAUUCAGAAAUAACGGAGACAUGAACCAGGCUAAUUUUCCAGAUAAAAAAGAUGUAUCAUUAGAAAACCAGCUCAUCAAUAAAGACAAGGAUCUUGUAAAUCCUUCAAACUCAUUGUGUCAGACUAAUGUUGAAUCCGUACCACAUCUAGAUCCAAACAAUGUUUCUGAAGUUAUAAAAGAACAAAUAAAUCCGCUUGAGUCUUUGUGUCAACAAACCUCUGAGUUGCAGGUUGAUAGUUCACAAGAGGGGCUUGGGAAUUUUAUAGGACGCUUAUUUAGCCACCUUGUAACUCAAAAACCACCAAUAAACAUAGCCAAUGAUUUUGAACUUGUUGAUAAAGAAAGUAAAGAUCAUGAAGAAUCAAAGCUUGAAAGAUCUCUUAGACAAAUGGAAGCGAUGGGUUUUGAGAAUGAAGGCGGGUGGUUGCGUCAGUUGUUAAUUUCUAAAGAUUGUAACAUUGAUAAAGUGCUUGAUGCUUUAAGUCCUGCCAAAUAGUUUCAAUGUUUAUGUUUAAUCAUAGUUUAUAUGUAUUUUUAUUUUGAAGUAUAAGUUGUAUUUUAAAGUUUUAAUAUUAUUCUAAUACUCAAUGGUCUUUAUGUUAA